UGAGCUCCUCCCUCCUCUCUUUUCCAAAUCCCGAUGCUUUGAUUUACUACUGAUUUUUUUCAUCAGAAAGCGCUAAUUAUGGUUUAACUCCGCUAUAAACAUCUUGUCCCGCCCCGCUAUUUUAAUUUCAAUCCAACUUGAAACUUAAAGCAGGCUAGCGCAACACUCGACACGCAGCGUCGUCCUCUCGGCCACUUUCACCAGCACCCACCAGCAGCAUAGCUUCCUCUUUUUCCAUAGAUGGAAUCAUGGAAGCUCAACCUCUCUCACUUGCAGUGCACCCACCACCAAUCCACCACCGCCACUGUCCUCUCUCCCUUUGGGUCACUUCUCUGUUCCCUCCACCAUUUUCCCCAUCAGCUCUGCAAGCUGCGUGCUGACGCGGUCGAACCUUUCCUUGUUUGGAGGCUUUCUCUCCACCAGCGCAAGCUCGACACACACCAGUGUCUAUGAAGGAUAGCCUUGCCCUUGUGUGCUUUGCAGGGACUAGUGUCCAAAUCCUAAUCCUAAUGCUUUGAUUUGCUACUGAUUUUUGCAUCAAAUAAAAAACGCUAACUAUGGCUUAGCUCCGCUUUUGAUUUUAACUUAGCUGAAACUGAAACCAUGCUAGCGCAACACUCGACACGUAGCGUCGUCCUCUCGGUCACUUCCUUCCACCACCACGCACCAGCAGCGGAACUUCCUCUUUUUCCAUAGAUGGAAGCUCAACUUUUCUCUCUUGCGGAGGCUUUCUCUCGACCAGCGCAAGCUCGACACGAGCGUCUCCCUACGCCAUGUAGGGGUGUCAGGGCAUCACUUGUGUGUCUCCCUGCCAGGAGGAACCGCACAGAACAAUGUGAUUUGACUCACAUAUAGGCACAGGAGCAUCUAGGCGGGCGUGCAAGGUUCAGCACGCAGCAUUUAACGUUGAGGCCCGAAGCCAUUGCUGUGCUUGUGCUCUGCCCCCCUUUCUUUCUCUCCCAAAACCAACCGAGGUAGAGUGAGGGAAAGAGGAAGAAGCAUUUGCUGCUCUCCACCGUGCUUCCACCACCACCACCACCACCAAGAGAAAGAGGAAGAAGCAUUUGCUGCUCUCCACCGUGAUUCCACCACCACCACCACCAAGAGAAAGAGGAAGAAGCAUUUGCUCCUCUGCGCCGUGCUUCCACCACCAGCAGCCCCGUCGUCCUCUCUACCUCUCGCUUCUUCCAUCACCACCACCUCAGCUCAAGCCAUGGCAUCCUUGGCCAACCUCCUCAUCUCACUUUUCUCGCUCACCCUCAUGCUCCUGCAUGCUCCUGCACCUGCGUUAUGCAACGACCUAGGUGCAGGCCUCUCUCCAGGCCAUCACACAUACAUUGUGCUGCUGAGGCCACCCGUCGAAGCCGGCAGCGACGACGACCACCGCUGGUGGCAGGAUUCCUUCCUGCCAACGCCUCUCGCCGGCUCCGAUGAGCCACGCCUCAUCCAUACCUACACUGAGGUCUUCACGGGGUUUGCCGUGAGGCUCACCGAAGACGACCUCGCCAUGGUGUCCCAGAGGAAGGAGUUUCUGCGGGCGUUUCCAGACCAUCUCUGGCGCCCCAGCACCACUCACACUCCGAAGUUCCUCGGACUGGAGAAAGAUGCCGGGCUGUGGAAGGACACCAACUAUGGCCAAGGAGUCAUAAUCGGGGUCCUGGACACCGGCAUAUACGCAGAGCACCCUUCCUUUGAUGACAGUGGCAUCCCGCCACCCCCAUCAAAGUGGAAGGGCUCAUGCCAUGGCGCUGCACGCUGCAACAACAAAUUAAUAGGUGCCAAAUUCCGUAAUCCCAGAGCAUAUGAUUCCGGAGAUGACACAGGGCAUGGAACACAUACCUCGUCCACCGCAGCUGGGAACUUUGUCAGUCAUGCCUCAGCCCAUGGCCUCGGCAGGGGCACAGCUGCCGGAAUUGCUCCACAUGCACACUUGGCCAUGUACAGGGUCUGCAUCAUUCUUGGGUGUGCAUCCUCGGACAUAGUUGCCGGGUUAGAUGAAGCCGUCAAGGAUGGUGUUGAUGUGCUUUCACUCUCCCUCGGCCCCUUUUUUGAUGUCAACUUCACUGAUGACCCGGUUGCCAUUGGCACAUUCAAUGCGGUAGCAAAGGGUGUUGUUGUCGUGGCUGCAGCUGGUAACAACGGGCCAAGGUCCUUUAUUGCCAACUCUGCACCAUGGUUGCUCACAGUUGCAGCUGGCUCGGUGGACCGAAGCUUCCAGACCGUUGUGCAGCUUGGCAAUGGCGAUCACAUCAGUGGGGAAGCUUUCAAUCAGACUGCGAACUCAAGCUCCAGCUCUGUUCCUCUGUAUUGGAACAAACACUGCAAGUCAUCAUUGGCUGGAAGAAAUGUGGCUGGCAAAAUUGUGAUUUGCCAUAACACAGGACCAAUGAAUGACACAGGGUCAGCAAUCAACCAGUCUGACAUCAGUGGCAUCAUGAGUGCCGGGGCGGCUGGCAUAGUCCUGAUCAACAGGAAAGAUGCUGGCUUCACCACCCUUCUGGAGGACUAUGGCAGUAAUGUUGUGCAAGUGACUGUGGCUGAUGGCAAGAAAAUCACAGAGUAUGUGAGGACAACAAGCAAAGCCAGUGCCAAUGUUAUAUACAAGAACACUUUACUUGGUGUCCAUCCAUCUCCCACCGUCGCAGCAUUCUCAUCCCGCGGUCCCAGCACAUACAGCCCCGGUGUGCUAAAGCCAGAUAUAUUAGCACCCGGGCUCAACAUCAUUGCUGCAUGGCCACCGCUCACCAUUCUUGGAUCUGGGCCAUUCAACAUUAGAUCAGGGACAUCCAUGUCGACUCCACAUGUCAGUGGAAUCGCUGCGCUUGUCAAGAGCUCCCAUCCUGAUUGGUCUGCUGCUGCUAUCAAGUCAGCCAUCCUCACCACAGCUGACAUCACGGACAGCGCUGGUGGCCCGAUCUUGGACGAGCAGCAUCAGAGGGCAACCGCGUAUGCCAUGGGUGCUGGCCAUGCCAAUCCUAUAAAAGCUAUUGAUCCGGGCCUUGUGUAUGACCUUAGCAUCACUGAGUAUGCUGGCUACAUAUGUGCUCUCCUCGGUGAUCAGGGCUUGGCAACCAUUGCGCGUGACCCGACAUUGUCCUGCAAAAUGCUUCCCAAGAUACCAGAGGCACAGUUGAACUACCCAUCCAUAACAGUGCCACUCAGGACGAGGCCAUUCACGGUGAACAGAACCGUGACAAAUGUGGGGCCAAUAAAUUCAGUAUACACACUGAAGAUGGAGGUUCCCAAGUCUCUGAGAGUGCGAGUCUACCCAGAGACGCUGGUGUUCUCCAAGGUUGGACAAAAGAAAACAUUCAGCAUUACGUUCCUUUCAAUGCUUAGGUUCAGUUGGGCACUAAUGACUAUUUCGGGUGCUUUGGAAUUAGAUUAUGAUGAUAUUAAGGUCAUCAUCAAUCUACAUGAGCAAAGGAGAGAUAGUGGCCGCAGCGUUGCCGCUGGACGGUGCACACUGGAGCUGGAGUAUGCAGCCACGACAGAGCUGCUCCGACAUCACUGUAGGUUGAUGUUCUCUAUCACUCCUGAACACCUUGAACUGUCCUCUAAUUGAUCUAGAGAUUUCUGGGACCUAAAAUGCUCUUGUGUGCUGAGACAAAAUCCCCAAAUUGAUCCUCUAAUUCAAAGGACAGUGAUUUCUGGGACCUAAAAUGCUCUUGUGUGCUGAGAAAAAUCCCGAACUCUCGCCUUUAAACCCAGCAUUUAUAUUAGGCCUAAAUCCAUAAUUUAUACUGAUGUUUAAAUCAAAUUCCCACCUCAAUGGUUUCUGCUAUAAAACUGAGGUGAUGGUGCUGUUAUGUCCUAAGUAUUUUGUGCCUUAAACCAUUUCACUAUUUUCUUCAUGUCGCCAGCUUUCCGUUAAUGAAACCAUUGUGGUGACAUGGGAUUUGUGCUUGUAUGUGAGAAAAAAAAUAUGAUGGCAUGAAGAAAAACACCUUUGUUUGAUGCAAUUGCUCUUUUUUGUUCUUGCUUGCUGGCUUUGUCUCUACUCUGGAUGCAACUGCUUUCUCUUUAGGAAUGCUUCUCAGCUCCUCCCCCUCCACGACAGCCAGCAUUGGUGGUCUCUCAGUUUUUUUAUGGGGAAAGAGAAGUGGAGACAGUGGGAAGGGGGGAACUACUGCCAGGUGAAUAACUUGGAACCCCAUUGUCACUGUUAUAUCUUCUUCUAUUCUUAUCUUUCCUCCUCAAGCAAGUAUACCCAUUUUUUUUCUCCCGAAAAGAGGGUAAAAUCCCCCAUCAUCCAUUGAAGCAAGUGAACCCAUACCUUGGUCUAGAUGAUCCUUUUGAUUCAUUGGUUAAGCUACCAUGCUUACCUAUGUUUUCAAGGCGCCCAGGCGCUUUAAGGCGCUGGGGGGGCGCCUCAACGCCUAGGCGCUCAAAGCGCGAGGCGAGGCGACGCCUUAGACACUUAUUAUUAGGCGGUAGGGGUACUAAUAUGGCGGAGGAGCUUGGCUGGAGAGGGGGAGGACCGGCGGAGAUGGAUCUUGGCCGGAGAGGGGAAGGGCCUGUGGAGGAGGAGCUUGGCCGGACAGGGGGAGGCCGGCGGAGGAGUAGCGGAUCUGGGCCGGCGGCGUGAGAGGAGAGAGCUCCUCUCUCUUUUCCCCUCGAUUUGGAGUCACGGGUGUGUUCCCCUCUCUCUCCUGCCUCUGUUUACCCCCUCUCUCCCGCCCAAUUUCUCUUCCCUCCCGCCAAUUCCUCUUUCUGGCGCGCGCCAGCUGCUGGUUCCCGCUCAACCUGCCCACGCAUGUCCAGGGCGUCCAAAAUCAACUAAAGCGGCGCCUUAUCCGCCUAGGCGACGCCUUGGACGCCUCAACAGCAGAAGGCGGACGCCUUAGACAGAAAACUAAGGCGACGACGACGCCUUGACGUCCCCGAGCGCUCUGACGCCUAAGUGUCGCCUAGGCGACGCCUAGGCGACGCCUUGAAAACAUAGAUGCUUACACUAUUUGAGCCCCCUUGUAUGUUUACAAAAACGAUUCGUUCCGUUGCUUUCUUUCAGAUAUCUACUGUAUUCAGUAAGAUGAUUUGACCUUACCUGAAAACUGGAUUCAUGAAGAAGCCCAAAAAGUGCCGGGCUUAGUGCAACCCAGUUCCUAGCCAGUGUGGGGUUGUGCCAUGGAUAUUUGGAGUUGGAUGGGAGUGGUAACCCAUGAUGCAUUUCAGAUUUCACUAUUGUGGUAACUAUUUGGGGAAGAUUUAAAAUGGCUCCCUUCUUUGUGGGCCAAUGUGUGGUUACCACACGACUAACUAUGAUUAGGCAGUCUUUUCUCUUCCCUUCCCGCAAAAAAAAGUCUAUCUUCACAAUCUGGACAUGUUGGAGACCAUUAUUUCUCCUCUGCCAUAGUUUGCUGCUGCCAUGUUAACUGAGAGUUGGUAGCCAAUAUCAAGUGAUUUGGAAAUUUUGUUGGUCUGAACCAUAAAUGUGAUGAUUUAUCACAAUUGUCAUGUGAUCACGAUUUUGUUGAUCACAUUACAUCUAUGCUCUGUUUGUUUGUUUGUUUGUUUGUUUGUUUGUUUGUUUGUUUGUUUCAUCACAAUUGUCAUGUGAUGAUUCCUGCCCUUUUGUGUGGUCUCUCUCUCUCUCUCUCUCUCUCUCUGUGUCGCAUGUUAAAUCCCCCAAAUUCGAUGGAUGCCUGCUCUUCCUGCCACACUGACAUCAAUUUUUAAAAUUUAUUUGACAAUUCUGCACCAAAUUCCUCUCCUAUCUCGCAUCGGAUUUCAGUGGAACGGGCGAAGAAAAUCGACCGCGCGACACGGCCACCCGAUGUUGGUGAACGGCGAAUGACCUUGCUGUCAAGAUGGCAUUGGAUGUGCAUGAAUUGGGCAUCUGGUUCAGCUAUGUUAGGUUGAUACCUUCUGUGCAGAAGGGAUGGCACUGUUAAUUUUCUCCCUUUGGUUAUUCUGUUGUCCUACAAGGCUAGCUUGAUGUACAUGGCUGGAUAUGCAAUUGGCCUGGGAUGCAAGGUUUUUAUGCUCGUAGGCUCACAUGAUGUACUGAUGGUAACAUUGUAUAUUUUAGGUAUAAGGAGGGUUUCUUGGCUGCAUUGCCUCCUUCUCGUACCAGCCAGUUAUUUGCUGCAUUUUCAUGUCAAAUUUAAGCAAUUGAUAGUUCAUACAUAUUGUUUUGAUUAUCACGCUGGAUACAAUUGAGUUUAAUUUCUCACAAAUGAUACGAGUUUCUGUUGGUGGUGGCUCGAGCGAUGCAGGACAUCGGUGAGUACAGCGGCGUCUACAGCUGGUGGGAGCGGCGGUCAAGAUCAUGGGCAUGGCUUGGGGAGUGGUGCUUGUGUCGACCAGUGAGGGGCGCAUCUGCUACCAACAUGCCAAGGAUCAGUAGGCGUGACUGAUGAUGCAGAGCCAUUCCUGGGGUCUCGACGAUUUGGGAGUUUGAGGUUAUCAUUGAUUAGGUACCCUGGAGAGCUGCAAGCUGCUUGUCUUGUUUCGAAUCAUGUUCCUGCUGUUUUAUCUUUAUCCCCGCGGAGAGUGCAUUAUGUGGGUAGUGUAAUCAUCAUGCUCUCUGAGGACAUGUAUAGAGUUGCAACUCUAUUUCUUGAAAAUUAACCUUGUAAAUUCCUGUUUCCUUAGAACUGUUCCUGUAAAUUGACCCUGUAAAUUCCUAUUUUCUUAGAACUGGUCCUGUAGAGUCGCAUCUUUGUUCUCUUGAAAAUUGACCAUGUAAAUUCCUAUUUUCCUAGAACUGAUCCUGUAAAUUCUUCCCUGUAUUUUAAUGAA
Triticum dicoccoides is the source of this 6744-nucleotide messenger RNA. Its product is annotated as subtilisin-like protease. NCBI's taxonomy places the organism in Eukaryota, Viridiplantae, Streptophyta, Magnoliopsida, Poales, Poaceae. Gene Ontology annotation, biological process: proteolysis. The transcript has 6 exons. The record is from RefSeq and is a predicted model, not a curated record. Gene Ontology annotation, molecular function: serine-type endopeptidase activity. The coding region runs from base 1214 to 3565 and encodes 783 amino acids.